This is a messenger RNA of Tripterygium wilfordii, 1261 nucleotides long. RefSeq names its product two-component response regulator ORR9-like. The transcript is spliced from 5 exons. NCBI's taxonomy places the organism in Eukaryota, Viridiplantae, Streptophyta, Magnoliopsida, Celastrales, Celastraceae. Gene Ontology annotation, biological process: cytokinin-activated signaling pathway; phosphorelay signal transduction system. Bases 122 to 826 code for a protein of 234 amino acids. The record is from RefSeq and is a predicted model, not a curated record.
CUUCUCCUCUCCACCUAUUCCUCUCUCUCUCUCUUCCUCUAAAGCAUCACUUUUCCUCUUCAUUGGCAUCUUUAUCCUUCGGUUCUGGUUCUUUCUUCGAUCUUAAAUCAAACAGGUGGCAAUGGGUACGGCAGCAGCCGAAGCUCAUUUUCAUGUCUUAGCUGUUGAUGACAGCCGCAUGGAUAGGAAACUCAUUGAGAGGCUCCUCAAUAUAUCUUCAUAUCAAGUUACUACAGUUGAUUCAGGUAGCAAGGCCCUGGAAUUUCUGGGUUUGCAGGAACAUGACCAAAUCAGCCCAAAUACACCUUCUAUUUCCCCAAAUAAUCAACAGGAAGUAGAAGUGAAUCUCAUUAUCACAGAUUAUUGUAUGCCAGGAAUGACAGGCUAUGACUUACUCAAGAAAAUCAAGGAAUCAUCAUCACCACUGCGAAACAUCCCAGUAGUGAUCAUGUCAUCUGAGAAUGUUCCUUCAAGGAUCACCAGAUGUUUAGAGGAAGGAGCAGAAGAGUUUUUCUUGAAGCCAGUGAGAUUAUCAGACGUGAAUAGGCUUAAAUCUCAUAUGAUGAGAACAAAAAUAAUGAACCAAAAGCAAGAAAUUAUACAAGAAAAGCAACAGCAGGAAGAACAUAAACUAGAAGAGUCAGACUCUCAUUUGCUACAACAACAACAAUCCAACAAUAAUAACAAGAGGAAGACUAUGGAAGAAGGUCUUUCACCAGAUAGAACAAGACCCAGAUACAAUAGCAUUACCACUAUGGUCCGACAACCUUGGAAAAUAAGUUUUCUUUCAUAUAACCUCUGCUGCACAUCUUUCUAUUUUUUUUAACAGUUUCAUUUACAUGCUUAAUAGCAAUGUAGAGAGAUAGAGUUUUUCAUGUACACAAAAUCCAAUUUUGUUUUUGUUAAUGGAAAUCCAAAAGAACAUUUUGAAAAAAAAAAAGAAAAAGAAAUAGUUGAGACUGCGUUGUUGUUGGUGGUUCAAGGCUGACUUAUUGUGUCUUAAUUCUGCAUAAUCUGUGAAGUGACCCUUUCUUUUCCAACAAUAAAAGCAUUUCAAAUCUGAUUGGUAGAUUUUAAUCACAUUUUGGUCCUUGGAGAAUGAAGAUCCUCUCUGUUGACCUAAAUUUCUGGUUUCUGUCUGUUUCUGUUAUAGUUUAUUAAAAUUCACCAUGCUUUCUGUCUGGAUCUAGAGCUGCUAUUAACAUCCGCUAAUUUCAAGUGGAGAUUAUUGAUUGUAAUUUGUAAUGGUAAUUUACAUUCA